AUGUUGUAUUUUGAAUUGUUUUUGAAUUUUUAUUUUAACAGGUCAUCAAGGUCAACAUGCGCAAUCUGGACUAUAAAACCGUCUUCAUCUCACUCUGCAUUUUACACCUCGUCUUUGUCUGUGAAGGGCGACCCCUAAGAAAAAGGACGGUGAGUGAGGUCCAGCUGAUGCACAACCUCGGGGAGCACAGGCAGGUGCAGGAGCGCCGGGAGUGGCUGCAGAUGAGGCUCCGGGGCAUCCACACCGCGCUGGCCCGGGGCAGCAGCGGGGAGGCUGGCCGGUCGAGGAGGAGGCUGCGUCCCGAGGAGCUGCCCGACCUGAGCGACCUGACACCGGAGGAGAUCCAGUACGCUCUGAACCUCUUGGAGAAGCUCCUCAAGUCAAACCAGUCAUGAUUUUGAUUUUAUAUAACAUUUCCAACAUCCCUUUUACAGAGGUUCAGGCUAGUUAUUUAUUUUAUUUUUUAUUUGGAAAAAGCGUUUGA
Molecule: messenger RNA, 484 nt
Organism: Morone saxatilis (striped sea-bass)
Lineage: Eukaryota; Metazoa; Chordata; Actinopteri; Moronidae
Gene: pth1a
Product: parathyroid hormone 1a
Exons: 2
Coding region: 57-395 (112 amino acids)
Biological process (GO): intracellular calcium ion homeostasis
Cellular component (GO): extracellular region
Molecular function (GO): hormone activity
Source: RefSeq, a predicted model, not a curated record